This is a messenger RNA of Rhopilema esculentum, 435 nucleotides long. Its product is annotated as copper transport protein ATOX1. Lineage: Eukaryota; Metazoa; Cnidaria; Scyphozoa; Rhizostomeae; Rhizostomatidae. Gene Ontology annotation, molecular function: metal ion binding; copper chaperone activity. The record is from RefSeq and is a predicted model, not a curated record. Gene Ontology annotation, cellular component: cytosol. Gene Ontology annotation, biological process: copper ion transport.
CUUCUAUAUCACGUGAAAAUCACCGUUAGCCUCGUUUUGAUGGAAAAGGAAGCAAAGCAUUGAAGCAAAGCAGAAGUUGUGGCAGCUAUCACAAUUCUUCGAGAAGGCAGCGUGGAAAAAUCUUUCAAAAAGCAAGAUGCCAAAGUACGAGUUUGAAGUGGCAAUGACGUGUGGGGGUUGUUCGGGAGCUGUGGAAAGAGUCCUCAAGAAGAAAGAAGGUGUGAGUAAUUUUGAAAUCAGCUUGGAGAAACAAAGAGUGUGGGUUGAAAGUGAUCUCCCAUCUGAUGAUAUUUUAGCAACCAUUUCAAAGACAGGGAAGAAAACAUCAUAUAUUGGAACAGCUUGAAUUGGUUAAAAGUGAACUUAUCAAGGACAAGUAUAAUGCUUGACUAAAAAUAUGAGUUCAAGAAUGGAAAAUAAUGAGAUUAGAUUUAA